Molecule: messenger RNA, 2830 nt
Organism: Triplophysa rosa
Lineage: Eukaryota; Metazoa; Chordata; Actinopteri; Cypriniformes; Nemacheilidae
Gene: ptgir
Product: prostaglandin I2 receptor
Exons: 3
Coding region: 429-1532 (367 amino acids)
Biological process (GO): adenylate cyclase-activating G protein-coupled receptor signaling pathway; inflammatory response; positive regulation of cytosolic calcium ion concentration
Cellular component (GO): plasma membrane
Molecular function (GO): prostacyclin receptor activity
Source: RefSeq, a predicted model, not a curated record
ACAUCGAGCUGCAGGGACUUCAAGAAACUGUAGACAGCAAGAAGAAAAUUAUUACCUUAGAGGCGAAUAGGUUAAAUUGCUGUCUCCGUAAUACACUCUGGAGUUGUUUUGUAUUUGAACGUUGUAAAACCAGUGGGAGCGGGAACUGGACGGGCAAGUAAUCCAAUUUACAACUGUUUGUGAACGUAUAGAAGUAGAAGAAACGGAAGCCCGAGGACAUGGCACAUGAAGUUCGCAUUAAAAUGUUGUGUUUGGAGUGACAGACUUGAGUUCAGAAGUUAAUGGACGCAGCGCAUCAGUGACAUGGACAUUACGCGGACAGAUUAUUUGCAUUCUCAAAGAAGAAAAACUGUACAAUAGACAAAAAAAUCUGGCCUCUGCCAGAUCCCAGCCUCAGGGAUCGGGUGUAAGUGCAAAGCAGUUCCAACAUGCUUUCAAACAAGUCCUGUGAGAACAUCACUCGAAUAGACGUGAACGGGAACCCGGUGAUGAGCACUAUCAUGUUCAUUGCUGGAGUAGUUGGCAACCUGGUUGCUCUGGCCAUCCUGGGGGUCCACCAGAAGGAGCGUCGCACCAAGUCCUCGGUCUUCUGCAUUCUCGUGACGGGACUCGCUCUGACAGAUCUGUUGGGAACGUGUUUACUCAGCCCACCUGUUUUCGUUUGCUACGCUCAAAGCACAUCCCUGGUGGGCCUUACGGGAAAUCAUUGGCUGUGCGGACUCUUCGCCUUCGCCAUGACGUUCUUCGGCCUUGCUUCUAUGCUCAUUCUGUGCGCGAUGGCUGUCGAACGAUGCCUCGCUAUAAGCCACCCAUAUUUUUACUCCAAACACGUACGGCGAAGCUUCGCUAAGAUCAGCCUGUUCCUCAUAUAUCUCUUCACAUUUGCUUUCUGCUUGCUGCCUUUUUUUGGAUACGGACGACACAAGCAGUACUGUCCUGGAACGUGGUGUUUUAUCAAGAUGGAAGCGGAGGGUGAAGGCGAAGAUGAGGAGAGAAGAACUCUGGCCUUUUCGCUGUCCUACGCAAUGCUGAUGGCGCUCCUAAUCGCCAUAGUUUUCUUGUGUAACGGUUCGGUCAUUGUUAGCCUGUGCCGCAUGCACCGGAGUCAGGUGACUCGCCGGGGUUCGGUGGUGUCGGCCGGACGCAAGAGGAGGCUGAGCACCUGGUUUGGACAGGGAGAAGAAGAGAUGGACCAUCUGCUGCUGUUGGCCUCCAUGACCUUCAUCUUCGUCAUUUGCUCCUUACCUCUGACUAUUUGUGGUUUUGUGAACGCCAUUAGUCCGGUAGGGAAUGACCAGCAGAACCUCAUGGCUUUCCGCUUCUCUGCCUGUAACCCAAUCCUUGACCCUUGGAUCUUCAUCAUCUUUCGUAAGGCGGUCUUCCACCACCUCCGAGCAUUCUUCUGCUGCCGCUUUCCCCGAGAUGCCGUCAAUACCCCAGCUCAAAGUGCCCUGUCCUUCCCGCUGGAAGGCGGAGACCCCAGCCACAGUUCCAGCAUUCAAAGCAAGAUCUACUGCAGCCUCCCACAAUGAGAUCUUGAAGAACAGGGGCAUUUCUGAAUAGAAUACUUAUGACGUUGUGCACUACGGUAUAUCGGGAGUGAAGGUGAGGAGACUUGGUGAAGUCUAAAAAAAGACGGUAUGAAUGUGUCUACGAACCAAGAAUGUUGAAAAAUGGACAACAGGGUAUGGCCAAAGUUUCGUGAAAUGGAGAGCGAAAGACUCAAAGAAUUUGGGAACAAAGGUUUACGCUUAAGCAAACUCUUCCAUGCAUGUAAACCACAGCAUGUGGGUGUGAAAAUGACUAGAGGACUAGACGUGCAAGUGUGCGCGCUACAAUAACUAAAACCAAACUUAUAAAUACAACCUUUAAAAAAAUGCGGUGCAGUGGCACAUACCAGAAAUCACAUGCAUACCCAAAACAGAAUGUACAAAUGAUCACAAGCACAGAAGAACAUCAUAAAUCAGCAACUUAAAGUUAGCAUAAAAAUGAAAAAUAUAAAUAAUUAAACUUUGAAUUAAACUCAUGUUUUACCAAACCGUAGCCUUUCGUCAAUGGAACACACUCGUUUUCAUUUUAUAGCAUGUUGAUGCUGCUAUUAUUUCAUACAAUGAUAGUGAAUGAGGACUGAGACUGUCAGUCACUAACAUUCGGCCUAAGAUCUUUUGUGUUCUGUUGAAGAAAGAAAGCCUUAUGGGUUUGGAACAACAUGAAUGUGAGUAAAUGUUUGUAGGAUUUUCAUUUUUAAGUGAACUGCCCCUUUAAGAGAAGGGGAAGUCCUAAUUUACUGCAGUACUGCAGAAUGUUGAGCUAUCAGGUGAUACAUCAAAUGUACAUGUUGUGACAGCAUUUUAAGGCUUCCCACAUUAUGUUUAACUCGGGGAUGAUGUCUUUUUUUAUUAUUGGGGUAAUAGCCACUUUUAUCUCUGGAUUAUGCAACGUUUCCCACUUUAAUUCUUAAAAGGAAUUAGCAACUUUUUUAAAACAACACUGAGUUAAGGUGAUGGUUCACCCAAAAAUGAAAAUUCUGUCAUCAUUCACUCACCCCCAUGUCAUUUCAAACCUGUAUGACUUUCUUUUGCAGAGCACAAAAGAUAUUUUGAAGAACGUUGGUAACCAAACAGCAUUGGCCCCCAUUGACUUCCAUUGUAUUUAUACCAAAGCAGACAUUUCUCAAAAAUAUUUUCUUUAUUUCAAAUGUAAAUCAUGCUGUAUUUGAUCAUUUUGUUUGGAGCACGAUUAGUCAUAUCUGAUAAACUGCCCAAUAAUGUUGAUUUUCAGACCUACAAUCUUAGAUCUUUUUUGGUAUUAAACUGUGUUUUAAAAGUGG